AUGGCAGCUUUCCAAUUGUGGAGGGACUAUUUCCAGCUGGCCCGCGUGGUGCAAGAGAUGCGCUGGCGGAGCGCGAGGAGCAGCUUGCCGGGAGGGUUCGCGGACCAGGCGCCGCCGCCGCCGCGCAAGGAGGCGCCCCCUGCCGGGGAGAGCAGGCCGGCGCGCCACUGCGCCUUCUGCAAGCACAACGGCGAGUCGAGGGCCAUCUACGCGUCGCACGCGCUGAAGGACUCGGCCGGUAGGGUGCAGUGCCCGAUCCUGAGAAAUUACACUUGCCCUCAAUGCGGGGCAUCUCAGGAUCGGGCGCACACGAGGAAGUUCUGCCCUUUAACCAACAAGGGGUACACGUCCGUCUACAGCUGCAUCCGGAAUUCGGCCGGGAAGAAGGCAAGCAACUUCAAAACUAGCCAGCCUUUCCUAAUUCUUAGAAAUUAG
Molecule: messenger RNA, 435 nt
Organism: Zootoca vivipara (common lizard)
Lineage: Eukaryota; Metazoa; Chordata; Lepidosauria; Squamata; Lacertidae
Gene: NANOS3
Product: nanos C2HC-type zinc finger 3
Molecular function (GO): RNA binding; zinc ion binding
Source: RefSeq, a predicted model, not a curated record